AUGAAGCAGACGCGACCUUGCAGCUCCGGCCCAUCGCCGCAAGACUGCAUCAUGAGCGAUUGGCGCGAGUGGAGCACAUGCAGCUCAGACUGCGGUGAAGGGCAAUACUCUCGCUUUCGCAGAGUUGUCCGUGAGGCCAGUCGGGGCGGGCACCCCUGCGACGGGGUUAUCCACCAGACAGAGACGUGCCAGUUGAGGCCCUGUGACUCUCGCGACUGUGAAGUCAGCGAGUGGUCGGAGUGGUCAACGUCAAAUCCCUUGGAGGGUCACCAGCUGCACACUAGGCAGUGGUUCCGAGAGCGACGCGUCCUCGUGCCCCCGGGCCCCGGUGGACGCCAAUGCCCAACCAGUCUGAGUGAGACGGUUCCAAGGGACAGGCAGCCGCAGCAGUGCGUCCUUUCCGAAUGGUCACUGUGGUCUCAUUGUGAUCGCACCUGCGGCGGCGGUCAGAUGAUGCGAGAGAGAUCUCUGCAGGAGCCGGGCCAUCAAGAUGGCUUUUGCGGCCACCAUCUGCUGCGGAUGGUUUCGGAUUGCAACACAGGUUCCUGCAGUCCGAUGCAGACAUCCGACUGCCAAUGGUCUCAAUGGGGAGAGUGGUCUGAGUGCAGCGCACGAUGCGGUGAGGGCUCCAAGCAAAGGGAGCGGCGAAUCCUCUCUGAGGCACUUGCUGGAGGAACGGCAUGUGAAGGCCCUUUGAAAGAGCUGUCGGUUUGCCAGCUGAGCCAGUGCACUUUGGUCGACUGCCGUUGGGCAGAUUGGGGUGCAUGGUCAGAUUGCUCCUGCGAGUGCGGUGGUGGAACGAAACGACGGAGCAGGGGCGUGAUGGAAGCUCCGCGGAAUGGUGGAAAGGAAUGUGAGCCUCAGGACAUGGAGCAAGCCUUUCCUUGCAACACACAGCCUUGCGGAAGUGGUUGCGUGGAUGGUCAGUGGGGAGCCUGGAGCUCUUGGACAUCCUGCUCUGCAACAUGUUCCAGCAGCUAUCAAUCUCGAAGUCGCAAUCUCGAAAUCCAGCCGAGUAGCUGCGGCAAGGCCGCUGCCGGUCCGCGAGACGAGUAUCAGGUGUGCAGCAACCUGCAGCCAUGCAUCCAGGACACAGAUUGCCAGCUGCACGACUGGGGCGAAUGGUCGCAUUGCAGCUGCCAUUGCUUCGGGAUUCGAGAGAGGAAUCGCUUCAUCUCCCACUUUGCCACGGGCAAGGGCAACCCUUGUGCCCGAGCAGCCCUCAAGGUCAUCGAGCCGUGUAAUCCCGGCCCGAUUCGACCCUUCGAUCCCGAUGCAUUGGACAGCCUGCCUUUGCAACUGCAGAUGCCUCCGACUGACUGCCAAGAGAAGCCGCCUGUAGAUUGUGAACUGCACGACUGGACCGAGUGGACACGUUGCUCUCGUACUUGCGGCGGUGGGCAGCGAGAGAGGAGUCGUACCGUCCGCACAGCACCGAAACACGGGGGACAGCCGUGCAAAUCUGAUCUCACCACCGUGGAGCCAUGCAAUUUGGACCCCUGCCAUCAAGUUCACUGUGAAGACUGCAGGUGGGGCCAGUGGAGCGACUGGGGAGGUUGCAGCAAGUGCGGUGGCCAGAAGUACCGCCAUCGCUCCAUAAUCCAGAUGGCGAACCACUGCGGCAAGCCCUGUGACGUCAGAGCCGCGAAGGAGACCACGAACUGCACCAGCGAGUGCAAAACGCCGCUGUAUUGCGCUUGGACAGAGUGGUCCGGAGCGACAUCGUGUGCUCCGUGCGGGCCCGCCACGACCAUGCGGAACCGAGCCUUGGGCUUUUCGGCCAGUGACCCGGGGCCCGGCGAGUGGUUCUUCCGGGUGACUGGUGAGUCUGAGUGUGCGGGGACGCAGCUGAACGUGAGCUUGUGCCCUUCUGCUGGAGCAAGCUGCGAACACUGCGUGCCGCAGCAUUGCCACUUCAGCGAGUGGGGCGACUGGCGCGAACCGACCUGCGUCGGUCUUUGUGAGCGGGAGCGAACCAUAGCCACCAUCAACAACGAAUGCGGGAAUCCAUGUGACGGGCCAAUGCUCAUGACCAAGAGCUGCCCAGUGGAGUGCACUCAACCAAAGGACUGUGCAUUCUCCGCAUGGACCGAGUGGAGUCAGUGCCCGGUCUUCGCAUCCCAGUCGCAGCGCACACGCUCGCGAACCAUCGCUCAGCAGCCCGAAAACGAAGGAAGACCAUGCGUGGGUCCUUUAGAGGAGACGGUGGCCUGUGAGUACAACCACCUGAAGGUGGAUUGUGCUUUUUCGCCCUGGGAUCCGUGGUCCUCCUGCAGUCGCACCUGCGGCAGCGGCGGAUGGAAGGAGCGUACACGAAACAUCGCAGAUGCAGCAGCAGGCGGUGGACUGCAGUGCAAAGGAGGUUUGACCGAGCUGGUGGCAUGUGAUGGCGCUAAGGUUUGCGACGGUUACGAGAAAGUUGACUGCCAGUUUGCAGCGUGGGGCUCGUGGUCUGCACCGGACACCAGCAAUCAGAGGAAGCGCGAGAGAAAGAUUGUGCAGAUGGCUCUUCAUGGUGGUGAUGCCUGUGAAGGUUCACUGGAGGAGGUGGAAAGCCUUCCCCCAGUGACCAGCGACUGCCUCGUGUCGGAGUGGAGCGAGUGGGACAACUGCGAUCGAGGCUGCGGUGGAGGACAGUCGACGAGACAUCGGGAGGUCCGACGCUUCCCUCAAGCUGGGGGUGCCUCUUGUCCUACGGACCUCAAGGUGACACGCAGUUGCAACACCCAGUCCUGUGAUGCUCAAGACUGCACCGUUUCGCAAUGGGGUGAGUGGGGGCCUUGCUCCUCGAGCUGUGGAGCUGGGCAACAGAGCAGGAGCCGGCACAUCGUGAGCUUGCGAACCUUGGACGGAAUUGGCUGCAAGAAAGGCCUCGGCAUGACUCAACAGUGCGAAGGAGAGCACUAUUGUGGCAAACUUGACUGCGAAUGGGGCGAGUGGAGCGAUUGGAGUGGGUGCACCUGCAGUUGUGACGGGGGACAGCAGACAAGAACGCGGCACAUCGCCCGUGCCCCUCGCAAUGGCGGCUUACCUUGUCAGGAGGGUGACAAAGAGCAGAUCGCGCCCUGCAACACGCAGCCCUGUGGCCAGUCGGACUGUCGAGAUGGACAGUGGGCUGAAUGGACGUCAUGGGCCCCCUGCUCCGUUACCUGUGGUGGUGGAGUCAGAUUCCGAAGACGAAGGAUCGGAAUCAUGGCGAACGACUGCGGCCGCGAGCCUCUGGGAAAGAACCGGGAGAUUGCCUUCUGCGAUGUGGGUGUUCAUUGCUCCAGGCCGGUGGACUGCGAGCUCUCAGAGUGGAGCUCCUGGAGCGCCUGCAGUUCCAGCUGCGACGGGAUCCGCCAUCGCUCCCGCGUAGUGCGGGUUUAUGGAAGGGCCGACGGCCGAUGGUGCAAGGGCGGCCUGCGAGAAACGGCACCGUGCCAUCCGACCUUCGGCUCCUCGCUGCCGCAGGGCUGUGGUCCGGGCCGCGCGCAAGACUGCUUGUUUGGUCCGUGGGAGGCCUGGAAAGAGUGCAGCGCUACUUGCGACGGCGGUGAGCAUGCGCGAAGCCGAGAGAUAGUUCAACAUGCCAAGAACGGAGGACUACCAUGCGAGGGCGACCUCAAGCAGAUCUCCGAGUGUGCCAGACAUGAAUGCGGUGGCCCUGCACCCAAAGACUGUAUCUUUGGUGAUUGGGAGGACUGGGGCGCCUGUGGCAAGUGCAGUGGACAGAGAAAGAGGUUUCGCAGCAUCCGGCAAUAUCCGACAUCUGGAGGCAAAGAGUGCGAGCUGACGGACACCGAGGAGGCCGGAAAGUGCCCGAGAAGUUGUCACACACAGCAUUUCUGUGGAUGGGCAACGUGGGGCAUCUGGGGCUCCUGUUCAGCGUCUUGCGGCCAAGGGUACCGACAGCGGCGGAGGCACCUUCAGCUGUCGGACAACCCGGAUGCUCUUCUGAUUGGCCGCGACAUGAUCCAAGAGUACGAUGAUCUCGUGCAGAGAACGGAGGAUGCUUUGCAUGCUUUGAAUCUGGCUGUCCAGCAUGGACCUUUCUGCAAUUCUGGAGCUCCUCUGCAGCAACUCCCGGACGGCUGGGAAGCCGUCGAGUCAGAUUGCGCAAGCGAGCGGAGGAGCAACGCCUUAGCUGCUUUGGAAACUGUUUGCAAUCCACGGGUUCGUCUAUUCAAGCGUGAUGUGGCCGAUGGUGCCCGCGGUUGCUACUUCUCUCAUCUUGCAGUUUACGAGGAGGUCACUUCUGAAGGUAUGCCCUGGGCUGUGAUUUUCGAAGACAAUGUCCUGGUUCUUUCAGCUUCCGACCUAAAGACCAUGCUGGACACAUUGGAUGAGUGGGCGAGUGCGACUUCCUGGAAGAUUCUGCACCUGAGCCUGGUGCAUUCCGCCGCCUCACUGAAGCUUCGAAAAGAGGCACAGAAGGAUGCUCCGAACCUUGGGGUCCCCCCCGGGGUUGUCAGAGUCGAGCGCACAGCGCCUGAUUGGUACGGUCCCGUUAAGAUCGAACGUGCUCCCGGCCUUGGCACUACGGCUUACGUCAUCUCCUCAGAAGCGGCAAAGGACGUUCUGAAAAGACACGCCGAGACCGGCUACAGGCAGCCGAUUGAUGACUUGCUCGCCGAACUCUUUGGAGCAAGUGGCACCUUCGCUGCCUAUCCCGCUCCUGUGCAUCGCGGAAGGGUUGUGAGCCUCAUCAAUCCAGACCAGGAGCUUUUUCGCGCAGUGAUGUACGACCCUCGUGUUUUCAAAAACGUGGAAUGGACGUUGGUUCAGACGGGUUUAUCGAGCAGCCAACUUGUUUGGGUAUUUCUUGCUGCCAUGGCGGCAUGGACUGUGGGUGUAAGCAUCCCAGCCUUUAGUGCGCUGUUGAGAUGA
This is a messenger RNA of Symbiodinium sp. CCMP2456, 4869 nucleotides long. The record is from the annotation of a GenBank genome assembly. NCBI's taxonomy places the organism in Eukaryota, Dinophyceae, Suessiales, Symbiodiniaceae.